Molecule: messenger RNA, 2997 nt
Organism: Gamsiella multidivaricata
Lineage: Eukaryota; Fungi; Mortierellomycota; Mortierellomycetes; Mortierellales; Mortierellaceae
Exons: 4
Coding region: 1-2997 (998 amino acids)
Source: RefSeq, a predicted model, not a curated record
AUGCAAUCUACGCCUUAUCUCUUGCCACCGCCUCCUCGUCGCGUUCGCUCACGCAGCCUCCAGAUAGAGAUCUCUGGCAUCCCUGCCGAGAAUGGCAAGUGCAGAGUAGAAACACAGCUCAAGGUUGGCUUUCAACUGAGAGGCAAGCAUGGCGAGACCGUCAUGGACUGGAAGCAGAUUCGUCUGCCUCGUAUGCUGAUCGCCAAAGAGAAGCAUCGUAUAGAAAAGUUCAACGGUCGCGACAAACAACUACAAGAUUCAGAGAUCUUGAUCCUUGACGCUCGUUUGGUGUGCGAUCAUGACAAGUCAAAGGUCCUGGAGUGCUGCGACAACUGCAUUGGCAGAGAGCGCAAACGCGCACAUCGCCGGAAAGAAACCCUGAAACUUCCUGGGCCUUUGGGGUCGAUUCCGGUCUUUGGCGCCAUUCAUCCCAAGAGUGCGGGCGCCUCUCUUAUAGAUGAGUCGAAUCCACCGACACCAACAGACCCCCUCGAGUACCAGGCAUGGGAGCGGAGCAGGAUCAUGGUGUUCAGUAGCACUGAAUAUGUGGAUAUAUCGGCCGGCGAGUGCGUACUGCCCACUCGAAUCACAUGUUAUUGCCGACACCAUAAUGAGAAGGUCGGGUUCCGGAUUCAAUUCACUGCUCGAGAUUCCACAGGUGCAGUGGUCGCCUCCGUGCUAACAAACCCGGUGAUGAUGAUGGAUGAUCACAAGUCCGGGAAGAGGGCUGUCCCAAUCGAUGCCCGGGGAGCUGUGGCAAGACAUUCCGUAUCAGGACCAUCGCCGGCGGCACCUCGCCUUACCGUGAAAAGUCGAAGCGGUCAGCAGCAAGUAAAUCAAUACCUCCAGCCUGAAGAAGAUCAGGCGGAUGCUGAGUUGGACGGUAAUCUGCAGGAGGACCAAGAUGAGUUGGAUUUGGAAACAGGACGUCAUGUACAGCCUAUUCAUGGCAUGAACGGACUGAAGUCCGAGGAUGACGAACUCCCUGCCAGAAUGGUUGGCAAGCGGAGAGUCGAUGAUGAUGACCACUCGAUGGAAGACAUCCAAAUCCAGCAGCAAUCGUUCCGUCGUAAAACCUGCCAUGACCUUUCCCAAAGCUUCACUUCUUCCACCUUUCCUUUUGCAGCAUUCAGCCGAGACAGCUCCCUCUCUUUGUCCUCGCCCUUCAUGCCAGGAUCGCCGUUUGCGAACGAAGAGGACCAGAACGGUUUUGUGCCUUUGUUCGGCCAAAGCGUGCUCCAUAACGAGAAUAUGCCUCACCGGCACCAGCACCAUCUCUGCGGUGAUAUGUUCUCGAUCGCACAGAGAAACGGGUCCAUCCAGUCUGUAGAUGUAUCCGAGCAUGAACGGUUCCAUUCUGAGUCCGCCGCAUCGAUGAUGGAGUACUUUACGACUUUGGAGGAAUCCAUGUCCUCACCACCAUCGGGCGAUACCCAUGCGUCCUCUAUGCUUACCGGUCGGCCUUCCUUUUCGAUCCCUGCCACCAUCCACCCUACAUCCCCUGGCAUGUAUACUCCCAUCUCGCCGUUUUCACCAAACCACCCUCCGACCGAUUUCUCGAGUGAACCUACGGCCACAACAACCAUUCCUGCAUCUCUCGGACUGAACUCCAGCUUCUUGGAUACCACUCAGAUUCAAGAGUUCCAAACCUUUCAGCGCCACAGCGUGGGACAUUCACAGCAGCUCUUCAUGCAGUUCCAGCAAGGCAUUCAGCAACAGCGCCCAGGAGUGGAUACGACAGCGGGACCUUGGACUCCACCUCCAUCGGCGGUCGAUAUCAGAGACUUUCAUGAACUGAAGGCCGGGUUGACCCAAAACUCUCACCCCUCAUCAAGUGCAUUCAUCCAAAUCCCUGCUUCGCUGCCAGACAAUAUUGAAUCCGAAUGUUCUGACACAGCCAUGUCGUCAAUAACCGAUGAAGGGGAUGGAACUUUUGCAUCAGGGCCUAAGAAACGCGGCCGCCCACGCAAGUCCAUGACAGUGAUGCCCAAUGCUGCUCCAGCCUCAGGUGCCAGCUCGCCCAUGACCUCACCUAAGGUCCCAUCGACCAAUAUGCCUCCAUCUCCUUCUCCUCCGCCAUCGAAUUUGGGCUACCCCUCCACGGCUACGACGCCCAAGCUCUCCGACGCCAACGCUAUCACACCUUUUACAAGCAAUGCAGGCAGUAGUACUGCGGCAGCUGCGGCCCAGAUCCUGCUAUACCAGCAACAGCAGCUUCAAAUUCACCAGCAGCAACAACAGCAGCUUCAGCAGCAGCAGAAGCAGGCGAUUCUGACCUCCCGCCCAUUGCAGCAAUCCAAGCCGCGUGUUAAGAAGCUGGUUCCGGCCAAGGGGUCUAUUGAGGGCGGCAUGGAGGUCACGCUCCUUGGCACCGGGUUCUUUCCUGGAAUGGUCCCUACAUUUGGUGGAGUCCCUGCAGCAGGCGUCCAGUUCUACGGCCCCGAAACCAUUAUCUGCAGGUUGCCACCGCGUCCCCAUCCAGGUGUCGUUAUUGUCAAGGCACAACACCAAAGCCAGCCGCUUUCUGCCUCAGCUGCAGCAGUAGGAGCCAGGUCUGACGAUCCACUUUCCUUACCGAGCCAUGAGCUGGUUCGGACGAUGGCCCAAUUUCUGAACGGAUCUGGUUCGGUUGCGAGUGAUGAUGAAGAUGUCGGUGUGCUGUUCGAGUAUGAGGAGGACAAGGGCGAUCGAGAUCUGAUUGCACUGGCGCUUCAGGUGUUGGGGAUGAAGAUGAACGGUCGCGUAGAACCGCCUCACCAAGUCGCCAUGCGGAUCAUGGCCACUGCAGCUGCGCAACAGCAGCAGCUUGUGGAGCAACAACAGCAACAGCAACAGCUGCAGAAUGCUAUCAUGGCAGCGUCCAUUUCUGCAUCCGGCGCCGACGUCUUCGAAAGCGCUAGUGGUGCCAGCCAUGAAUGCCUCAGCGUCGACCUUGUUAACGCCGAUCCCGUUGCAGUCGCCACAGUCGCAGCUGUUAUUUCCGACAUCGGAAGAUAA